AUGUGGCAGCUCAGAGCUUCCACCGCAGGGGACUUCAGCUUCAGCAUCCUUUGCCCGUCCUUGCUCACGACGAAACUGAAUACCGCGUCGAUUUCAAGUCAGACCUCGCCCGUGGCAUUGAACAAAGUCUCGCAAAGUCCGGGCUCGUACACAGGGUUCGCGGUCAUUGGAUGGCCUGUCAGGGCCUGUCGCUGGCCGCGUACUGCCGACGUCCGGAGCUCGUCUUCAAUCGGCUGCAAACGCGUCGCGGCGGACAACGGCGGAGCGCGGCUCGAGUCAAACUGGCUCGAUUCCGCAGCGGACCUUUCACGGAUACGCCGCUCGUGGCCCACACGGCUGACAGUGUCGAUGGCGUUGACGAGCGACGAUGAGAAGAAGGGGCGCGGACCUGGGAGGGCUAGAUCAGAACGGCAAGUGCGCUGGAGGGUGAAUGAAACAGCUCUACGUGAUGCGCUUCAGGGAGCAUUGCGCGCAGCGGAAGAUGGUGGGCCGGAGCAGUAUUCCUGCGUUCCCGGCGGCGAGCAUGAGGGAUGCGGCGGGUGCGGUGAGACGUCGCAGGCAUCCCAACUCCUGAAAAAGCCAGUAGACCUUCCCGAUCCGCGUGAAUCCAUGAACGCCGUCGGGGCCACUUGGUUCGCGGCGGAGUUUGGGGCCUGA
Messenger RNA from Epithele typhae, 657 nucleotides. RefSeq lists its product as uncharacterized. The transcript has 2 exons. NCBI's taxonomy places the organism in Eukaryota, Fungi, Basidiomycota, Agaricomycetes, Polyporales, Epitheliaceae. The coding region runs from base 1 to 657 and encodes 218 amino acids. The record is from RefSeq and is a predicted model, not a curated record.